Messenger RNA from Amphimedon queenslandica, 2112 nucleotides. RefSeq names its product deleted in malignant brain tumors 1 protein-like. Lineage: Eukaryota; Metazoa; Porifera; Demospongiae; Haplosclerida; Niphatidae. The record is from RefSeq and is a predicted model, not a curated record. Gene Ontology annotation, cellular component: membrane. The transcript has 13 exons. The coding region runs from base 1 to 2112 and encodes 703 amino acids.
AUGUAUGAUCAAGGCAUAAUCCAUUAUCAUAGAUACAUUAUCACUGAUUGUGCUAGUCUUGAGUCUAUUAAUUAUUGUCCUGAACAUCAAUACAGUGGAGUACUCUGCAGUAAUCCAGAUGCUACUGCAGCUGUUAAUGGAGAUACGGCUUUAUUUAGUUUCCUGUCCGCCAGCAAUUUAGGAUUGCUGCUAAUCUAUUACAAUGGUAGUUAUGGUACUGUCUGUGAUGAUGAAUUCUCAAUAAAUGAAGUUCAAGUGUUGUGCACUGAGCUGGGAUAUAGCCCUGAUAAUGGAAUUGCAGUUUCAAGUGAGAAGUUUGUCUUCAUUCAAGAUGAAUUCCAAGUCUAUCUUGAUACCGUGCGUUGCCGUAGCUACAUAGACACGACCAUUGGUCGCUGCCUAAACGACGGGUUUCGUUCAACAAACUGUGACACCAUUGAAUCAGUUGGAAUCAUAUGCCAAGUUCAAGGUGGUUCCUGUAAGAAUGGUGACGUUAGGUUAAUGGGCGGGACAAGAGCAGCUGGUCGUGUGGAGUUGUGUAUUGGAGGACAAUGGGGGACCAUUUGUAAUAAAGGAUGGAAUGAUAAGUCCGCUAAUAAAGUCUGUAACCAGCUGGGGUAUAAGAAAGGAAUACCCUCACUUGCUGGUCAGUUUCCAGCUGGUGUUGGUCCUAUCUGGGGUUCUGAGAUCAACUGUACUACACUAGCGUCACUCCUAGGCAGUGAUCUUGACCCACCUGGUCUUCUUGACUGCUUGUGGCCACUACCAAUAGGAUCAACUCCUAACUGUACCCAUUCUAAUGAUGCUGGGGUAAUAUGUACUAACGAUACAUCAGCCCCUCCCAUUGACACCAGGUGCAUUGAUAAGAGCGAGAGGUUGUUCCUCUUCAACGGUACUAACCCGUCAAGUGGUCGUAUUGGUAUCUGUGGAUCGGAUGGGCAGCUGCACAAUAUCUGUGACUUUAUGUUCAGUGAUCAGGCAGCUACUGUGAUCUGUAGGGAAUUGGGACUGAAAACACCAGGAUAUGCAGUUCAUGGCCUGUUCUUUGGCACUAGUAGUACCACUCCGUUAUACACUAACAGCAGGUGCAGUGGAGAAGAGACAGCAUACAGUGAAUGCAAUAGACUAAUGACAAGCAGAUGUAUACCUGGUAGAGGAGAUGUAGGGAUAGUCUGUAGCAGUGAUUCUAGUGGCAUCUGCUCAAAUGGUCAAGUUAUUUUGUUACCAUCCUCCAACAGUUCGGAGAAAGUAUACAAGAAAGUUGGUGUUUGCUUCGGAAACUUUUGGGGAUAUAUUUGUCCGGAGGGCUGGGACAAUAACGACGCUAAAGUAAUCUGUAGGCAAUUGGGACUCUCUUUAACAUGGACAGGAGGUAAAGGAAUUGACGCUGAAUAUGAGAAUUUUAACGACCGGUUGUGGAUGAAUGAGGUUCAGUGUACUGGGAAUGAGACUAGAUUGCUGGAGUGUGGUAGGAGGAGAUUAGGGACAUUGAGGUCAAAUUGUGACGAUGGUGGAUUUGCAGCUGUAGCCUGUCUUAGAGAAAUGCCCUGUACUAAUGGUCAGUUUCGUCUAGUUCCAGCUGCUCCUGCUAAUACAACCCAACAGCUGGUAACUAAGGGAAGGCUGGAGUAUUGUAUAGAUCAGUCCUGGGCUAGUGUAUGUAGGCGUGGUAAUUACGCUGACAAAUUAAACAUUAUUUGUCGUAAAAUGAAUAUUUUUAGUACGGCAGCUCCUCGUUUAUUACUAGUCCCUGAUAUCACAGCUGCUACUGAUAAUAUUGUGACAAUUAGUAUCAACUGUACUCCGCCCACUCAAGAUAAUUGCACUGUCAUUGUUGACGAUAGGGCGGAGUCUUCCUGUUCCCAUAGCGAUGACAUUGGGAUUGAUUGUAAUCCUAGCAUUGAACCGACAGCUGGAGGGGGAGGAGGACAGCGAAAUUAUGUUUUAUUGAUUGCUAGUGUCACUACAGCUGGUGGUCUGUUCCUAACAGUUACACUGAUAUUGCUAAUUAUUAUAAUAAUUGCUUGUGUUGUCGUCAGAGUUAAAAAUAAAAAGAAAAUGGAUUUAUACAAUCAAACCUAUGAUCGGAGACCAUCUGGUGAUAAAUGGUAA